Messenger RNA from Ustilago hordei, 1467 nucleotides. RefSeq lists its product as uncharacterized. Gene Ontology annotation, molecular function: rRNA (uridine-N3-)-methyltransferase activity. The coding region runs from base 1 to 1467 and encodes 488 amino acids. The transcript has a single exon. Gene Ontology annotation, cellular component: cytoplasm. Gene Ontology annotation, biological process: rRNA base methylation. The record is from RefSeq and is a predicted model, not a curated record. Lineage: Eukaryota; Fungi; Basidiomycota; Ustilaginomycetes; Ustilaginales; Ustilaginaceae.
AUGCCAAAGAAGAAAGGAAACCUGAAAGCGGCUCUUCAAGGUCACUUUGCUCAACAAGAACAAAAGGCGAGAGAGAGGGCUGCUCAGGAAGCAGCAAGACGUAAAGCGCUGUCACUUACCGAGUCUGGGAAACAACAACACAAGAAUGGCAAGGGCAAAGCAGCAACCCCCAACAGAAACAGUACAGGCAGCGGGCGGGAUGUACAAGACGUCAUCGGAGAUGACAGUAUGAAAAGCACCUCAGCCUUGACAGAGACAAAACCGCAUAUCAAGCCACCCAAGAGGCUACCCCAGCCAUUUGAUCGUAACGAUACAAUCCUAACUGUCGGAGAAGCCAACUUUUCCUUCACGCUCUCGCUGCUCUUACCACCACGCUCUCAUCCACCCUAUCAAAUCCUCGCUACAGCCUAUGACUCCGAAGAGGAGUGCUUCUCCAAGUAUCCCGACGCUCGCGAGAACGUUGAAAAAAUUCGUCGCAUCGCAGGCCGAGACGAUAUUGUGGUCUUUGGGGUAGAUGCUGGACAGCUAGAGAAGUACAAGCAGGUGACUGGUGCAUCAAAGACCAAGUUACAAGCGGGUCACAACCUUAUUGACGGGUAUGGUGACAUUUCGGACUCUCACUCGUCAUCUUCAGCGCAGAAGAGAUGGAGCAAAGUUUGGUUUGGCUUUCCCCACGUCGGUGCCGGUCACAAGGAUGAAACUCGCAAUGUACUCGCAAAUCAACUGCUCAUUUUGCGCUUCUUGAUUUCGGUAGCACCGUUCCUGACUGUCGGAGCACUACCAGGCUAUGCUCCGGGAGGUGGAUCAUCCAACAAACGAGCAGGAUCGGAUGACGAAGACGACUUCGAUGAUGCCCAACCCACUGGUGCUGAAGCAUUCGACGAACUCGACGCCCUUGCUGGCUCAAGCAUCAAUGACGCAGAUCAGGCCAUCUUGGACGACACGCAGGCUCGCAUUGCGGCGCUGCAACCUCUUCAGCCUCCCUCCCGACAGGGCUCGGUCCUCAUUACCCUCCGCAACGCUUCGCCUUACACAUUGUGGGACGUCGCCAACUUAGCUAAGCGAUUGCCCCAGAUGCUUCCCGUCAUUGCACAAACAGCUCCCGCUCUACCAAAGGGAGUCAAGAAGCCAAACUUAAAAGAUCUUGAAGCCAACGGACUCUCAACAAUGAGCGCCGCCAACUUGCACUCGCGCGCGGUCUCGCAGACCAAAGGCUUCAAACCACAACGCGGCGUUCGAAAGUACAGAAGCUAUCACCUGUGGCGUAGUUUCGAGUUUGAUCCUACCGAAUGGAGAGGGUAUCAGCAUCGUAGAACGAUCGGAUGGAUUGAGGGUGUCAGUAGUGGUGGCAAUGAGGAUUUGCUGCGUUCUCGCUCGCAUCAACGUGGAGAGUCAGACUCUGGCAAUGUUCGCGCAAGCAAAGCAGGUGGUGGUGAAUGUCGAACGUGGGAGUUCGGACUCGGAUGA